Messenger RNA from Blepharisma stoltei, 2360 nucleotides. The record is from the annotation of a GenBank genome assembly. Lineage: Eukaryota; Ciliophora; Heterotrichea; Heterotrichida; Blepharismidae.
AUGUCUGAGAGCGAGCAAGAACCUUAUACAGUCCCAAUUCAAGAGCCAUGGCCUCCUGUUUUAUCAUCAUCAGAAGAGGAAGACCCAUUUGUUGACCGUCUUGAAGAUCCUAUCAGAGACUCAGAGUUUUCUGUCAAAAACUUAUACGACAAAGUUCUUACUCCCUCCUCCGUGAGCGAACAAAGCCAUUGGAAAAAAUCCCAUUUUUUGCCCAACAAUCUACCCACCAGAGCAAACAAAAAUUUUUUUGAUAUAAAAAAAUUUUUAUGAAAAAAAAUUGAUAUAUAAGUGAUUAUUAGUAUAAUGAAAUCUCGAGCUAACUCUGUUUAUUUUAAACAAAUUGCAUUUUAAAACAUAAAUUCUGCAAAUUUGAUAAUAUAUCCCUUUACAAUUUUUGCGAAUUGGAUUUAUUUAAAUUUCGAAAAAAUAUUUACUAUAAAUUUUAUGUGUAAAUUUUUAAAAAAAAUUAAUCCUCCUCUGCGAGCGAACAAAAUUAUUUUGUUCGCUCAAGGAUGGGGGGAGUUAAAAAGAUAUCAAGAGAGCAAAGCUUAGAUGAAAUAGACAGCGAAAGCAAUGAAGAGCAUUCCAUAUCAGAAACAAAAACCCAAGGAGGUCCAAUACAGCUUGUAAAAGUCAACGAAGACGGAAGAUUCGAAGUCUGCAAAAAAGGUGCGAAAUUCUUGAAAUCAUUAAAAGGAAAAAUGGGAGUUGUCUCUAUAGGAGGUCCAACAAGAGGUGGGAAAAGCUUUAUAUUAAAUUUACUUUCUAAUGGCACAGGAUCUGGAUUUGCAGUAGGAAGCAAAGUCCAGGCUUGCACUCAAGGAAUAUGGAUCUGGGGAGAGCCCAUACAGACAUCUGAUAUGUGCAUAAUUUUUUUGGAUUCUGAAGGCUGCAAAAGUGUUGAAAAAUCUGCGACUCAUGAUGCGAAAAUGUUUGCAGUGCUGAUUCUUUUAUCAUCUGUUUUUAUUUAUAACUCAAAAGGGGUAAUUGAUGAGCAAGCUGUAAACCAAUUAAGUCUAGCCACAAGCUUAUCUGAGAUGAUAUCCACCAAAGUUUCAGCUUAUGACACUGAUGAAGACGCUAAACAGAGACUAGCUGCCUUGGCGCCUAAGUUUGUGUGGCUUUUAAGAGAUUUCCAUUUAAGCUUGGUAGACGAAGAGGAUAACCCAAUUUCUUCAAAACAAUAUAUGGAAAAUAUCCUGAAUAUGAAAAGCAGCUAUGGGAGAAAUCCUGAAAAAUAUGGGAAAAUCAGACAGGAAAUAUUGGAUCUUUUUAGAGAAAGAGACUGCAUUACACUGCCUAGGCCGAUUGAUCAAGAAAGACAGCUUGAGCUGCUUAAUGAGCAUGAUCUCAACACUCUGAGACCAAAGUUCAAAAAAGGCUUUGAAAGGCUGCAGUAUUCAGUCUUGCAACAAUGUCCAAGUAAAAAGUUUGAUGGGCUUGAUAUGAGUGGAAGAAAUCUCUUAGGCUUGCUAAAUGAAUUUGUAAAGGCUAUUAAUGAUGGUGUUGUUCCCAAUAUAAACAGCACUUGGAGUCAAGUUAUGAAAAACCAGUAUGAAGAUUUAUUGGAGGAUAUUAAAAAGAAAUACACCAAGGGAAGAAAUGUUGAAAUCCAAGAAAUGCCAUACGAAACAGGAGAUCUCCUCAUGAAACUUCAGACUUCGAAAGAUAGAGCUCUAGCACUCUUCAGAGAUGUCUCACUAAGAGAUGAAGGGCUUGAAGAAGAAUGUAGAGAAGAUUUCGAGCUGUAUUAUCAAGACGAUAUCAACUUCACACAAAAAGCAAACCUUGCAGCUUCUGAGGCUUACAAUUUAUCUCUGAUUGAAAAGCUGUUCAAAGAAAUUAUCAUUAAUCUAGAUCAAGGAAAAUACACCAAUCGAUUUGAGUCCUUAGAUGACGAUUGGGCAAAUGCAAUGAAACAAUAUGAGAAAUUAUCGAAAGGGCCUGGAAAAUUCUCUGCAAUUAGUGAGUUUUCUAGAAAAAACCAACACUCAGCAUUUGCAAGGCUGUUCCAAGAUACAAUUGAGAACUAUGAAAAUGAAAUAAAAACCCUUCGCAAGAACCAGAAGAAAUAUGAAACAGAAAUAUAUGAAAAUAAACUGAAAAAUUCUGAUGAUGUAACAAGGCUUGUUUAUGACCAUGUAAUGUAUAUUCAGAUUAAUAAUGUCGAGAACGAGCUGGGGAUCGUUAUUAGUGAUAAAGAUAAAUUAGAAGAAGUUCUUGAGCAGAUUGAAAAAGAAAUUCUGAAUGCACUGUAAAUUUUACAUAGCAAAAAGAAAAAAACCGCAGUGCAGAGAAAAGACUCGACUGAUAGAACGAAGCCCAAAGGCAAGUCUUGUGGAGCUUGCACUUCUUUUUAA